This is a messenger RNA of Microstroma glucosiphilum, 7098 nucleotides long. RefSeq lists its product as hypothetical. Lineage: Eukaryota; Fungi; Basidiomycota; Exobasidiomycetes; Microstromatales; Microstromataceae. Gene Ontology annotation, molecular function: guanyl-nucleotide exchange factor activity. The transcript has a single exon. Bases 97 to 6630 code for a protein of 2177 amino acids. The record is from RefSeq and is a predicted model, not a curated record.
CCUAUCUCUCCUUGUCCUUGUGCUUCUCCCUCUUCGCGGUCCCCGCCUUCAUGUCCACAAUCAGUCUCACACUCCUGGCCACUGCGAGGGGAUGAGAUGAUGCUGCAUGAUGAGGCCACUGUCAGGGACUAUGCGAUCAAAGACCCAGGAGAAGCCCGAUCUCGAAUUCAAAUGCAAGGCAAGUCGGACGACGAUGCUCGGUCAGUCCUCGCUUGGGAAAUCCUGGCAGAUAUGGCACCAACUCUAUUCAACUUCUGGCCCACGUCUCCAAACGGUGCUGGGACGCUGGGUCUUCUCGUACGUCAGGAAGCGGAGCGUCCGAUUCCUCAGACUGGGGACAGGACAAGCGAGGCGACAGAGGUUAGUGACGGCUGUAAGAGGACUGAGAGCCUGAGAGUCCGCUGUCGACGUUCGAAGACUAGGCUUUGGGCCGGGUGUAAGCCGAAGUUCAGGGGUCGAAGUCUUAGCAGCAACAGGAUAACGAGGAGGAGGAGGAGAAGGAGCAGCAGCAGCAGCAGCGCUCUCGCCCGAACCCUGUUGCUAUCGCUCCCUCGGCUCGACCCCAGACGGAACCUUGACUGUGCUUCGGAAGGAGCAAGUGGCGGAGUGGCGGGGCUCUGGAGACCCUGCAGCAGACGCAGCCGUGAGUCCAGCCUUUACCAGGCUCCUCAGCGCCCCUGGCCCCGGAAGUCCGUGUGGUCAGCAGAUGACGAAAGACUCCAAGACGAUGGUCGCACCACGGCACAGCAGACUGGAGCACUUGCCGAUGGAUUUUGGAUAUCCGUCGCAAUCAAUCAGACAGCAUCAGACAGAGGGGGUGCCGCCCACUUGGAAUCCACAGCGGCACGCCUCGAAGAGGAGGAGCACCACUUCAAGCGGCGCUUCGCAAGAGAAAAAUGCGGAGGCGGAGGAUGUGAUAAUCGCUCAAUUCCUCCUGGCGAGGUGAAGCUCUUUCCGCUCGCCAAGCAGACGCACCGGAUGCACACCCUGCCGCCGCCAUCCGUCACCGGCGACGAGUGUAAGAAGUCAGGGAUUGCUGCAUCCAUGAGUAGGUGUUUGGACGUAGUGGCAACUCGCGCCAGCAGCAGCAGCAGCGGUGGGUGCACCAGAGUCUGCAAUCUUGAGCCAUGGGAAGGGAGUCAGUCCUUUGAGUCGCGGCUCAGACGCCAAAGUGGAUCAGGUGCACCAACGGGAAAAAUCGUCUGGGAAACGGACUUUCAAACGCACGGCCGUGGGCAGCAGCGGGGAAGCAAGAGUGACCUUCAUUCGAUGCACGCCUGCAGCAACAGCAUCUCGACCAAGGCGGAAAGGUACCUCCGCCCAACUCCAUCCACGCCUCGGCCACUGCUAACCCCCCAGGCGGCACCAUCGCUUUUCCCAUCGUCGCCUACGACGUCUUCGGAUACCACUCUCCUUGCUCCAACAUCACCCGCCUCCUCCUCGUCGUCGUCAUCGUCAUCCUCUCCGCCUUCUUCUCUUGCAUCCAGUCGAGCAUCGCAAGUUUGUUCUGACGCCUGCCUUUCCGCUGACGCUAAUCCACCUGCCGAGAACGGCAGCCUACCCGCCGCCGGUUACCAAAGUCCCCUCACCUCCCACACCUCUUGGCACUUUCUGGAGGCGCCCAGGCUUCCCCCUCGACACGAUCACUUACGCGAGGCUCCAAGCUGCCAUCCACUUCCUCUGUGUUGCUCUCUCCAACAUCAAAUCCUUUACUUCCGAAUCUGUCCGGCUUUCCCUUUGCGCCAAAGGCACCCGUGUCACCUUCACAAGCUACACCGCCUAUUCGCACUCCCACGCUCCCCACACACUCUCUCCAGCCGAACGGGAUUACCCAACUGCCCUGCAGAGAAAGAAGCAUUGCUUUCUCACAGUCCCACUUGGAACACAUCAUCAUCACCAGUCUCGAACAUCCCAUCACCCUGCACCAGCCAGUGGUGUGGCGAUUCGAGUAACCUAGUGCUCCCUGCACCUUAUCGCCCUGCUACUGGUCACACCCAAAGGGCCUCGCCGUCUUGCACGGCCACCUCGCUCGGCAUGGACGACCAAGAUGACUCGCACGAUCAUCAUCUUGUUGCCCCUUCUCGUUCAUCCUCUCAAUCUCGAGGCUCAUCUCCCGUGACCAUCAGAGGGUCAGAUCAUCCGCGGUCUUCACCCACGGAAAGCGGUGAUCUCCCUCACCACUCGUCGGAAGACAUCUUCCUGACCCCGAGAGCGCAAUCCCCCUUUUUCCCUACGAGUCUCAGUGGACUUCCUGGGCAGCAACAGCAGCAGCAGCAUACACUCGAUCAGCAUCAGCAGCAUACGACUGAAAGUCCUCCACCUCCUCCAUCUGGCCCUCACACUCCACCCCCUGCGAGAGAAGUCCUUGCCCAGCAGGCUUCUCCAAUGCAGGCAUCCGCCAGCACCACGGGCCCCCUUCUCACCACUCCGUCUCCAUCUAGAGGCUCGUUGAAUUAUACCAGAAAAAAGCUUGGUGGCGGUCGGCGCAGCAGCACUCGUAUCUACAGCGACGCACUGGAGGAAGCACCGGUCACCUCCAAUGCCGACUCGACGCCGCCGGCCUCCAUACCAGUCAGGCUAGCGUCUGUACCCAUGGCCUCUCCAGAGGUGGCGGCAUCCCCCACUGCGCCUCCCCUGCUGGAAGCAGCUGCAUGGACAGACCAGCUACGGAAGAGUCUGAUAGCAGAAGGACUCCCAGAGACGGCCAUGACAGCCGAGCAGGAUCUUCGGCAGGAGCUUCGAACCCUUGUAGUCCCGACGAGAUCUAGCAGUAGCCAUGGCGAUUUGGCAAGUGAAUUUAGGGAGCCUUUGCUAGCCUCCUCUCCCUCUACUGCUGCUGCAGCAGGAGUGGAGAUGUCGUCGAGCAUAUCUGCGUCGCACGUCAGUGACAUUUCACGGACGCCCUCCACUUCUACAGCUGGCUCUACUGGCUCGAUGGCAAAGAGCCACGCCUCGACAGAAACCGCGCCUUCCUCCGUCCUCAGCGAUGACGAUUCUGAUACAGCAGAGGGCGCUGAUGCAACUGAGCGCAAUCACAGUAAUAGCAGUAGCGCUAGUAAGGCGACGGUAGGAGCUUUGGCCGACUCGACGACAUUGAUCGCAGACGAGAAGUACGUUCAGUCCAAGCUGCGGAGGUAUCACGCCCUCGUUGAGCUAGUCGAGACGGAGCGGUCGUACACAAAUGAUCUUGCGAUACUAGUGCUCGUCUAUCUGGAAGCUCUGCCGUCUCAGCCCUUCUUCGAGGAUCACCCAGCUCGCAUAGAUACUGUGGUUCGCAAUACUCCGGAGCUGCUGGCCGUGCACAGCGAAAUUGUAGCCCAGCUGGAAAGCAUCUUGGAGAGGGAAGGCAUAGCUGUCCAAGAUCCAGGAAGCGACACAGACAAGGCAUUGAGCAAAGGUGUGGACAAUGCAAUCGUCGCUGUCGGCGACAUCUUUGCUACCAUCGACCAGCAAUUACUGCCCUACCACGACUUCUGCGCUCGUCAUGCUGAGGCUUUGUCUGUCAUCAGAGAGGCAGAGAAGAGGCACAAUGGUGAGGACUUUGCGCAAUUCGAAAGGAUGUGCUCCAAUGUGACGAGAAGUCGGCCAGGAUCGCUGUCUUCAAAGAACUCUUCGACGACAGAAGUACACAGGUUGUCGAGAGCUCCCUCUUUCACCACAAUGACACCGACUGGCCCGGGUCUAAGAGGACAGUCAUCCCUGUCUACGAUUACGCCCAUCACUUCGGUUUCGCCUGCUACUUCAGAGACUGGCAGCGUACCACCUACUCCUGUACUCCCAGACUUCCCGACCUCUCGUCAAGGCGGGCGGCUCAAUUUCCAGGAUCUGCUCAUCAAGCCCGUACAGCGGCUUUGCCUCUACCCACUCGUCCUCCACACCCUUCUCAAGCAUACCGGACCCGACGACGCAGGAAAGGAGGAGCUUGAAGCUGCAUUGGCGACGGUGAGACGAGUCGCUGAUGAGGUUGAUGAGGCAGGAAAGCGUCGAGAACACUUCCUGCUGGCUGAGCUCGUUGCCUCAAGGGUGGAAGCGAAAGGUCAAGUUACUCGCAAUCUUCUAUCCAGCUAUGGCAGAGUCUACCUCUCCGGAACACUCGACGUGCUCUACCACCAUUCUACGUACGCAACGCUAGUGGCGCCGCUGCGCUUCCGCUUCCUGGGCUUGUUUCUGUACCACGGAUGGUUGCUUAUCACAAAAGUGAUGAAGUCGGGCUCUUACGAGCCGCGUUAUUGGUUCCCUCUCUACAGUGCUCAGUUGAGCUCGGUGGAAGAGGAGGAAGGAGUGUUGCCGCACGCAUUUCGUCUCACUGUUGGUGAAGAGCACCACUUUGAGUUGGCGGCUUCGAGCUCUCGUGAAAGGGCCUUGUGGGUCGAUGCUCUCUCGACGGCGAUUUCCACUGCCCCAAGCGUCCCCGAGUCGAGCUCAUCGUCGCCUUCAAGCUUCCCGAGCAACUUCCCUUCGAACCUGUACAAUCCUGGCCUAGGCUUCGACGCUCCGGGAUCACCAGGCUCGGGGCGCGUAGUCGAGGUUGCUUCACGGCCGCAAGUAGCUUCUGUGCUUGGGGCAAGCGAUGGAAAAUCCGGCAACGAGGACCCGCUCAAUAACUUUCUCGUGCGUCACAUCUCGAGUCCUGGCUCCUCCGAUGUCAUCGUCCGCUAUGCAUCUCUCGCUCAGCGUGCUGUGGUCGACAAGGGAAUGGUCUUUUCCGACAGUGUGCUGGCUGCACGAGCCAUAACGCACAAAGAUGGCACCUUCACGCCAGGUGGAUCGCUUACCCGGACUGGGCCGCAGCCAACUCAGGUUUCCAGUCCGACUACUGCGCCAGUUCUUGCAUCGUGGCAAGCGGCUACCAGCACUCCACAAUCCUCACUCGGAGCCGCCGUCGGUGCCGCUAUGGGCUUGGCUCGUGCUGCAAAGCGUUCGUCGACCAAGAGCUCUACGAACGUUUUUGAAGCUGCAGCUCAGCAGUAUCUGGCACAGGAGGAGACGAGAAUGGCAGAAGAGUCGAAGACGGGAGCUAGAGAUGGCUCUAGGACACCUGGCGAAGAUGGUCUACCGAUGCAGCGCUCGAUGUUAGGAGACGCGGCCGCAUCACCGAUCAAGCUGGGUCAUCGCCGCAAGAGGUCCAGCUUCGGCGGCCGAAACGGGCUUAGACCCAUGUCGACCAUCUUCCCGGACUUUGAGCUUGCGGUGCGUACAUCUGAUACCGCUGCUUCGCCCUCUAUGGAGGGAGGCCUGCUGCUCGGAUCGCCCAUCACUUCCACUGCUUCGCCUCUGGAAGAAUCUGCUCUACUGCCUGCCUCACCGACUUCAUUGGAACCGCCUGCACCUCAGAGUGGCUUUGCCAGGAAGCGACCAGGGAGCGUAUAUGGUUCUUCCCUUCGCGAUGCCUUCUCACGAAAAAGUCGAUCUCACAGCGUAGACCUUAGCACAGCGGCUGCGUCCCAGACCACCUUACCGCAAUCACCAAGUCGCCCAGAAUUCCUGCCAUUGUCGGCGCAAUCGUCUCCAAGCCGAGCUGACCAGCAAGGGCAGCCUGCUGGUCAGAUGACUAGGAAUUCUUCGAUCAGAAGAGCCUUCACAAAUGCUACUUCAGGCUCCAGGAGGGAGAGGGCAUCGAGUGCGGGAGCAGAAGCACUCCUUGCGCCCGCGAUUGGGGUGACUCCUGCAUCCUCCCCUGGUAAACAGGAUCAAGUCGCGAGAGCUCCAACGCUGCCCCUCGAUGUGGCCUCCUUGGGCGCUGUAACGCCUGGCAAGCGACGCACCAGUGGCAACUUUGGCUCUACUCUGGGUAUCAUGGGCCCGCCCUUUGGCAACAUUAGAAGAUCCUUUGCCGGGUUCAGAAACGGCGGCAGUCGAGACAGCAGCCGGAGGAGUAGUAUCGCGGACACGUCUAGCGAUGCGAGUGGUAGUAUUAGCAGUGCUAGCGGGGUGCCGGGUCUGCUGUCCAGCCUAGGCGAUCAAGCUGAGCAGACUUCGCCAGCUCGGGGAUCUCUGACGGUAGCGGAUGGUACAACUGGGCCUAUGUCGAAUGGAGAUUCGCGGUCGUCUUUGGCGCCGUCGGAGAAUGACGCUAUCCUCUCCUCACUCGAGCGACUGCAGCGCUCGCAGACGCAAGCGAACCCUCCCGUUGACCGACCCACGGCAAUGCCUCGCACACGAUCAACGCCUCUGCACAAGAAGACGUCGUUGUCCAGCCUGCGAAGGCGAGGGUCCUCGAGGGAUCCAUCUACGACGCCUACCAAUUCGCGCGAUCCCACCACAGCUUUGGCUUCUUACCAGGCUUCGGGCAACGUCUUCUCCAACGGCGGCAAUUCAUCAGGAUCUUCCUCGUCAGCCUCUUCUUCGUCUGGAUCGGGUUCAUCCCUCGCGAGGUCUUUGAGUAAGAGGCUCUUUGCCAGCUCCUCGAAACUCUCUGGCACCUACAGCAUGAGCAAAGGCGCCAGUAUAUCUGUCCCAGGGGGAGAUUCGCCAGGAAAACCCGAGGUUCCGCCGGCCCUCGCUGAGGAAGAGGGUGAGAUAGCCACGCCGGACAGCGCUUGGUCUUUCCGUACUGCCAAUGCUAGCCAACCUGGCCCACGUCCUGCUGCCACGGACGUCUCUCCCAACACUACGCCCAUGAACGAAUGAGCGGACCGCGCUUGCCUCCUGAGCUCUCUACUGCAAAACGUCAGCGAUGCCUUCUCUCCGCGCACGCUGUUUCAAGCAUCAACCAUCUUUGCAUCUCCUCUCGAAGAUCAUGGCAAGACUCGCCCUGAUCUCACCACCCAACACAGUUUCCUAUAUUCUCCCUUGCCCUGCCGCAGACAAAGUCGUCCUUGCGUGCGUGGGCUACUCCCGACUUGCUCGACCGCCAGCUCUCCGUCUAGUAUCAUGUCUCAUCUGUCCGCCUCACGCUUCGUCUCAUCUCUCUCUCCCGGAUUCAGUCUCAUUUCCCGUUGCAUUCCAUCCUGAUAUCCAGUGCCAUCGCAUGCCAUAAUUCAUAGUCCCUUGUACGUGUACAUCUGUCUCACGGUGUGAGUGUGUGCUUGUGAGAGGAUGACUGAUGACACAGGGUACGGAUGAUUGGUCGAUGGUGGGCAGGCGUGGGUGGGCAGG